GAUAUACUCGGUUCUUAUAUGACCUUAGGGUACUAGAAUUCGCGUCAUUCUUUCCGUCCCAACGCUUCUCACAGCUCUAGCCCUGUACUUCGCAGUCGAGCUCGCUCUCCGCUCCGCACACAAAAUAUUUAAUCCUACGUUCUACGCAAAAGAAAUCUCCCUACAAAAAGACAAUGCUUACUUCGCAUUCUUAAUUGGCUGGCUCAUAACCCUCUGCUCCACACCGAUAUGCCUCGCAGCAUCUUCCAUCUCAGGUCCACUAUCAAGCAAUGCCCCCGGUCAAAUCUGCAUUCUCUCCCGAGGAACACUUUGGGCAUCUGAGUUCAGCCGUCUUUCUCAUUCUCCUUGGUACAUAUAUCAUCACUUUGCCGCUCUCGCGGAAUUGGUCUACCAUCUUUCCACGCCUAGUCUGCCGAUGGAACCCGUAUACAUAAUCUAUGCCAGUCUUGCUACCGAAUUGUUUAGCUCUGCGAGCUG
Lindgomyces ingoldianus is the source of this 477-nucleotide messenger RNA. RefSeq lists its product as uncharacterized. The record is from RefSeq and is a predicted model, not a curated record. The coding region runs from base 270 to 434 and encodes 54 amino acids. The transcript is spliced from 2 exons. Lineage: Eukaryota; Fungi; Ascomycota; Dothideomycetes; Pleosporales; Lindgomycetaceae.